Messenger RNA from Stylophora pistillata, 3039 nucleotides. RefSeq lists its product as uncharacterized. Gene Ontology annotation, cellular component: neuron projection. The record is from RefSeq and is a predicted model, not a curated record. NCBI's taxonomy places the organism in Eukaryota, Metazoa, Cnidaria, Anthozoa, Scleractinia, Pocilloporidae.
GAGGGUGAACCGGAUGUAAAGAAAUAGAAUCAUCGCGGUUGUAUUAAUUUUCACCACUGCUAAUAUAUUUAUUGUCGCAGUGUAAGAGCAGCACUUCUGAAUUGAAGGGUUCUCUGAGACGAUGGAGCACUCUGACUUGCAUAAGAGCUCGAGAAAUCGUGGCGUGGCAGUGAGCCCAGGCUUAGUGUUGUCUGUUGUCUGUUUGGUUCUUUACUCCGCGGGAUUCGUCAGGAUCGAGCUGAAGUUUGACGAUCACGACCAGAGGUUGCAGGCUGUUGAAGAAGCCAUUGCUCUUCUGAAUUUCGAAAUGAAGACCUACAUGAAAGAUGAGGGAGCCGAAAUUUCUGACAAGGAGAAAGCCGGCACGGAACGGAUAUUCAACAGAAUCAAACGGAAUAUACCAAACCCUUCGCCGUUACCCGACAUGGAUGACGACCAGUUUGAGAAUGGUUCACCUUUCAAUUCUACAGAUUUAUUCGAAAAUGGUUCACCCAUCAAUUAUACAGAUAUAUUCAAAAAUGGUUCACCUUUCAACUUCUCAGCCCACUUGGAAGAAGCUAUGAAACAAAUUACCAUUGGCUUACAAGCAAUGAUUCAAAACAGUCUCGACUCUUGCGCAAGCUCGCAAGGACCACCGGGACCACCAGGCGAACCAGGAAUCAUGGGUCCACCAGGAAUGAGAGGAAUGAGAGGAUUCAAAGGGUUUGCCGGAUACCCGGGUCCCCAGGGAUUUAAAGGGGACAUGGGUGAACCAGGUAUCCCUGGGGUUAAAGGAGAGCGUGGACCCCCGGGGUUCCAAGGUAUGAAAGGGGAACCAGGCGAAUCGCUUUCUGCACCAACAGUAACAAUAAGCCCGUCAGAGAUCACCGUUAAAGAUGGAAACACUGCUUCUCUGUUCUGCUCUGUUACCGGAAAUCCCCCUCCGCUAAUAUCUUGGUCCAGAGUCGAUGGUGUGUUACCUAGCAACCGAACUACUGUGACGGAGGAUGGCCUGAUGAAAAUUGCUAAUGCUGGUCAAAAGGACUCUGGGAAAUACACUUGUAAAGCCAAAAAUCUACUGGGGGAAGAUGAACAAACGGCAACUCUUGUAGUACAUAUAAGACCCAGCGUUACUCUCUUGACUGGUCCAUCAUUUGUAGCUAUAGGAGGCAACAUUACCUUCCCAGAAUGCCAGGUGAACAGCGUCCCUCCAGCUGUAAUCACUUGGUCUAAAAGAAAUGGUGUGCUGCCACACUCCAGAGUCAUUUCAAAGGAUGGGGACUUAAUCAUCAUGGAUGCCAAGAGUAGUGACAAAGGCUGGUACACCUGUGAAGCCGCAAAUAUCUUAGGAAUGGAGGUGAAAGCUACUCAGUUACUUUUUAUGAAUUUGAAGACCAUGGAAGAGUAUGGAAACCCAUAUCCAAAGUACAUCAGAACUGGAACAGAUAAAACUAUCUCGGUCGGUUGUGAUUGGAAAGGAGCAAUAUUUGGUAAAUUUCCAGCACUUAUGUGGACGAAAAUAAACGGUCGGAUUCCCUACGAAAGAGCUAAGUAUCGUGGUUAUGAGCUAAAGAUUCGUAAUCCCAAAGUUGAAGACUCAGGGAGAUAUGUAUGCCUUGGAGUGUGGAAUGAGAACAACGUCAAGGCCAUGUUUUCUGUACAAAUUACUAUCACUAAAGUUUGUGCCCCUGUUGGUGUAGCAGACAGAAAUAAGCUGCCAGACUCGCGUAUGACGGCAAGCUCAGUCAGAGGACCCCAAUUUUUACCCUAUUACGGACGACUGGAUACCUCUUACGGAGGAGGAGGCUGGUGUUCAAAGAAUAGAUACACCAGCACAGAUUAUCUUCAAGUUGAUCUUGGAAGCGUUCAGUCUGUCUGUGCCACGAUGUCACAAGGUAAAGCUGGGCGAUUUACUCGAGACAUCGUGUCUACCUACAAGCUGUAUUUUUCACUCGAUGGUGUCAAUUGGAAUGUGUACAAGGAAGAUAAUGUUGAAAAGGUUGUGAAGCAAGAGACACGUUAUCAAGGUUACAAAACAACCGUCUCGUUUGGUCCACCAGUCAAGGCCAGAUUUGUCCGGUUUCAUCCAGUCACAGCCGUCAUAUGGACCUGUAUGAGGGUUGAAGUAUACACAUUACAAUAACGUGGCUGAGGGAAAAUUCAGCGAAAGAGUUACAACGUGAUUGCAACUGCUUUGUCCACACUAAUGAAAAGCUUUUCAUUUUUCAAUUAAAGUAGUUUAUAAUCCAUUGUUGGUUUUGAUUCACAUAGCAAGUCAUGAUCUGAUAACAUUAAAAGGAAUGAAGAAAAAACAGAUACAAAACUAAUUCUUUUCUUGACUUGCUUUCUUUUAAUCUUGAGCUUUUUAUAAUCAGACUCAGUUUUCUGGAAAAAAAAAACUAAUUUUAGAAUGCGCUGGGGACAUAUCUUUAGCUCUAGCAAGUUGUGUAAACACAGGACUGUAUCGACGACAAUAUCGAAACUUUAUGUGUUAUUAGUCUUCUUAACAUAGGCUUUUCUUGGAUGUUCCUCGUGUUUAACGAAAAAUUCCGCUCGCUUUGUCUGACCCAUCAGUUAUAGCUUUCAGUAAUAAUAUAAAGAAAAUUGAUUUGCUUACCGAUCUUUCCACUUGAGUUGACUCAUCACUUCACCUAAAUGAGAUGGAAUUUUUUUAAGUUCUACUAAGCCCAUUUUCUUCCACAAGCAUAGGUGAAUCUUCAGAACCACCAUUCUUCAAGAUACAUUUUCUUUCGAUGGUGAGAUAAGGACACUUUUCUGGGUUGUUUGAUUCUACUCCAGAAUUUUGCCAAUUUUCUCGACCAGUAUGUGAAGCUGUAGGUUUAGAGGACAGAAACUUAAUCCCUAUAGCAGAAUGACAGCAAGUAAAAUCACUGAUGGAAUUUUUUUUUCUUGUAAUAUCGCUAUACAAUAUUGAGUUGACAGGCUUCUACUUAACACAUGCAAUCAGCUUAACGAAGGGAUUUGUUUGUGUGCAGUAUGCAUUUGCAAGUGAUUACGAUGAUGGUCCAUAAUUUUAUAGUACACUCUCUGCUUCACGUA